This is a messenger RNA of Suillus subalutaceus, 861 nucleotides long. RefSeq lists its product as uncharacterized. The coding region runs from base 1 to 723 and encodes 240 amino acids. Lineage: Eukaryota; Fungi; Basidiomycota; Agaricomycetes; Boletales; Suillaceae. The record is from RefSeq and is a predicted model, not a curated record. The transcript is spliced from 7 exons.
AUGACCGAUUGGGGUAUGGGUGAAAUGACAUGUCAGAAAGCUCAGCGGGGAUAUCUAGAGUUCUGCUUUGGCCUUUCAGAUGGGGAAGGUUGCGAGCGUCUAUGGAGCGCACUCAAACAUCUCAUUGCUCCGCUACGUGUUUCAGGGUUUCAUCAGCGACUUUUUGUCCUCAACACUCAAGUCCGGCACCUAGAUGACAAGAACCUUGUUUUGUUUGGCAAUUGGUUGAGCCGGAGGUGGAAUAACUGCGUGAAGAAGAAGAGUAUUGCAAUGCAAGCUCUACACAAGACCCCUGCCUUUGAUCUCAAUAGGAAGAUCAAAGACAACCUAUGCGCGAACCUUAGUGCUCUUAUCAGACAACGCCGUAGUCCUCCCAAUGCCAUAGCACCCAACCCUAUCUCUCCUGCUGGUAUUUUCGAUCUUGAUAUUGAUGCUGACAUUUGGCAGGACAUUGGACUCGAUGAUGUUGUGCUGGAACCCCCUGAUUGGUUAGCUGAUGAGGCCACUCGCGCUGCGAUCAAACUGGUGCUCGAGAUUGACCGGUGCAAUGAGGAAGAGUCUCGUGUGAAGGUUGAGUGCUAUACUCUGCAAGAGUGGGCCAUUGCUCAGUGGGAUGCUCUACAGAGGGCCUGCGCUCAUGCAAAAAUAGGUUUCAAACUUGUGAAAAAAUUUCUUUUCAUGGGCUGGUACAUAUCAUGGAGGGUACUUCUAGGAAUGAUAUGAGCCAACAAUUAAAGAAAUCGGCGGUUGGGUUGUGGAGAUAUGGCCAAAAUACUGACUUUUUGGCCCCACCACCAUAUGUCACCAAUAUUGAUCUCCAGGUGGUCCAGGAUCAUCACCAAUCGAUUCCUACACCUAAAA